UUGGAAACAGAAGCAGAACCCAUAUCCCAACCCUAUUUAUUAUCCCCUCAAGGAGACAGUAACUGCGAGAGCCCCAAUAUCUUCAACGGUAGCGGGGCUUCUCAAAUUCCAGACAAUGAAGUUGCAUUAACGGCCAAGUUGGCAGAAGCGGUCCAAGCUCGACCACCACUGUGGGACCAUACAUUGCCUCUCAAAGCCAGAGGGAAAGAUGUGAGAGAAAAAUUAUGGAGGCAAGUUUAUGAAGAACUGUCUCAGCUUGAGAAAAAGUGGAACAAUUUAAAGGAUACUUCCCUAAAACAUUUUAAGACCUACAAACCUACUGGCUCAGGUGCAGAGAGUAAGAAAAAGUGGAUCCACUUUGAUUUAUUGUUGGCUAAAAAGAACAUGCCAAGAAAAACAAUGAGUUCUGAUCCAGGGCCAAGCCCAGGCACAUCUAGUGGGGUAUCUACAGGACCACCAAGUGAGGAAUCUUCAGUACCGUUAUCGAGUAGCGGCACAGAUAAAGGAGUGGAAACACCAAAAACCAAGAGGAGGAAAAAAAUGGUAGACGAGUCUGAACAGCUCCUCAUGGAUAUUUCAAAGGAGCCACCACCACAGCCAACUGCAAUAUCAGUAUCACCAGCCCUGCUGACAAUUCAGUCAGUGCUGGAUAAACUGCCUACAAGAGUUCGUAUGCAAGCAGAAAUUGAGAUGCUCAAUAAAGUAUAUACAUUGUUCAAUGAAACUGUAGAAUAG
Molecule: messenger RNA, 735 nt
Organism: Phaedon cochleariae (mustard beetle)
Lineage: Eukaryota; Metazoa; Arthropoda; Insecta; Coleoptera; Chrysomelidae
Source: the annotation of a GenBank genome assembly